AUUUUAAGUCAGACAUGGUUUCUUCUGGUGGAUGUAGCGGCAAUGGCACCACGAGAGUUGUGAACACUCAGUUGUGGACAGGAUGAGCCGCAAGCAAGACGACGACCAUGCGGAAGGAUUCCAUGGCGUGGAUGUAGACACUCUUCGAGGCUUCCUCGCUAUCGACAGCGACGCCCAUGAGAUCAUCGAGGAGUUGCGAUGGCAAAAGAUCCGAUGUCCAUACACACCGCGACGGAUACUUCUACGUGUACGAUCUCCUUCUCUCGGACGGAUCGGCGAAGACGACAGCGGCGGCGACAGCAGUGGCGAACGAGAGGCAUCAUAACACAAUUGAGAUGUCCGCAUUGAAUACAAAUCCACCGAGUUGCAAU
Aphanomyces astaci is the source of this 371-nucleotide messenger RNA. RefSeq lists its product as hypothetical. The transcript is spliced from 2 exons. The record is from RefSeq and is a predicted model, not a curated record. Lineage: Eukaryota; Oomycota; Saprolegniomycetes; Saprolegniales; Verrucalvaceae. The coding region runs from base 83 to 325 and encodes 80 amino acids.